Messenger RNA from Gilbertella persicaria, 1808 nucleotides. RefSeq lists its product as uncharacterized. Gene Ontology annotation, cellular component: nucleus. The coding region runs from base 331 to 1755 and encodes 474 amino acids. Gene Ontology annotation, molecular function: DNA-binding transcription factor activity, RNA polymerase II-specific; RNA polymerase II transcription regulatory region sequence-specific DNA binding; zinc ion binding. Gene Ontology annotation, biological process: regulation of DNA-templated transcription; cellular response to starvation. NCBI's taxonomy places the organism in Eukaryota, Fungi, Mucoromycota, Mucoromycetes, Mucorales, Choanephoraceae. The transcript has 3 exons. The record is from RefSeq and is a predicted model, not a curated record.
CAAGGCAUUGGCCAAGUUUGUCUCUCAUUUUACACCAAUCACAUCACAGGACAAACAGUCACAACACUUGCUCAUCUGAUGGCUUUGAGAGAAAAUUUUUUUUUCUGUAUAAAAGACAAAUACGAGUUGUUUUUCUGCUGCUAUUAAACAAAGUUUCCUUUGGUGCUCCGAUAACUCUUUUUAUUAAAGAGAUACUCCGUUACUUUACUCGCAAAAGCGUAAACACAAAAAAGACUUGCUAUUCUUUACUUGUACACAAAAGAAAACCUUAUUACAGUAAUCCUAUAUUCUUUCCUUCUUUUUGACAUAAGUUAUUCUUCCUAAGAAGCUAUGCAACAAUUUACACCCUAUUUUCCUGGUUAUGACGCUACUCAGCAAGCACAACAAGCACAAGCACCUAAUGGUCCACCUCAAGAACAAACGCCAUUAGCCAUGAACGGUCAAAGUAUUGCCAUCUACAGUCCUAUGCCUGCCUUACCCGUCUUGAGUCCAAAGACUGCUGAUAGUCCUUCUCAAGCUGGUGACCUUGGUGCUCAUGGUAAGCCCAAGAGAAAGCAAGUCAAGAAUGCUUGUGGUAAGUGGAACAAAGUCUUUGUACACGAUGACUUAUUUUCAUCUUUUUUCUUCUUCUUUGAAGUCAACUGUCAAAAGGCUUGUAAAAAGUGUGACGUUGGAAGGCCUUGUCAAAGAUGUAUCAAGUAUGGCUUAACAGAAACAUGUGUUAAUUCAGUUCGCAAGGAGCGUAAGAAGGGUAUUAAGCGUGGUCCUUACAAGAAGAGAAACAAGAAUGGUGUUGAAAGUGCUCCUUCUUCUGGUGCUUCUACUCCAAACAUGGCUUCUCCUAUGCCUAAUCCUAACAUGUAUGUUCAAAACAGUACUGCUGUUCGUUCCAACAACGCAAUGCCUAUGCAUUAUCAACCUUUCGCUCAAGAACAUUACGGUGCUUAUGGCUAUGUGAACAGCAAUCAAAUGAUGCCUCAGGCUUAUAUGGUGCCUACUUCACUCUCACAUGUUUAUCCUUCUAAUCCUCCAGUUUUGACUUAUCAAGCUGCUAUGAACAUCAUUUCUCCUCAACAACAACAACAGCAACAACAACAACAUCAACAACAACAACAACAACAACAACAACAACAACAACAACAACAACAACAACAACAACAACAACAACAACAACAACAACAACAACAACAAGGUAUCAAUGAUACUUAUAGACCUCAAGAAUCUAUUCAACAACAAGGUACCGAAACCAACACGACUGCAGAUUCUUCUCAUGCCACUACACCUUCUACUAAUCCUGCUCCUGGUGCCGUCACCACUACUACUGAAGGCAAAACAGAAGAAGACGAUGAUGAUGAAGGAUCUAAAUUGAACAUUCUUUCUCAACUCUGCAGUGCUGUUUUGGAUGGUAACGAAAACAAGCAAGGAUCCAACACGGCCAACACGAAUCACACUGAAAAGUUGGAAGAAUCACACCAAAACACACCUCCUCCCAGUCGUCCUCAUUCUCGAGAAACUUCUCAUGACAAUGGCACUCCUGCAGUCACUAUGCCCGGACCCAAUUUUGGUACUGAUUCACCUCAUACUUACAUCAACGGUCAUUUAACCCAUCGUCCUACCAACACUACUAACAGUGGUGCCAGUACACCUAAUACAGCUGCUUAUGGUACACCUGGAUCUUCUCCUACUGAUUCACCUCUUAAUUUAAAACCUCAAGUCUGGAACUCAAGCAACCCAGGUACUCCUACUGAACAAUAGAUGAUACUUUUUUUUUCUGUAAAUAUAAAAAAAGAAAAUAAUAAAAAAAACAA